UUUUUAGACGAAGGAGAUAAACAUACGGGAAAGCGUAGAUUAUCAUCGAGAAAAUUGAAAGAAGAGCUAGAGAAAAACUACAUAAAAACUGGCGGACUUUUCCGUACAUUUGGCAAAGAAGGGCUGGAAGAAGUUGCUGAAGGUGCAGCAUUGACCGUUUGUAAAUCUGAACCUGUCGUGCCUUCAAUCAAGAGAAUCAGAAAAGUCGUAAAGGAAAUAUUAAGACAACCAAUAAAUGAACCUUUUAACAUAGACUACGUGUUUCAUGCUCAAAUGAUGCAUGCCAUGUUAGACAAACUAAUUCCUUCCAGUGACAUUGUGUUGUCUAUAUUUUGCGAGGGAUGGCCACCUUGUGCAAAAGAGUGGAUCACACGACAACGCCUUUGGCCAGAUAUACAUUCCAUGGAGAAAAUCAUUCAUGCUGGGUUCCACAUUGUUCCAAAGAACUCACAUGAUGGAGAUUUUCCAUUGUCUUUCUCCUGUGCUGAAACAAUUUUGGUUAAAACUCUCGAACCGCUACAGCACAAGGUAAUGCGAGCCUUCAAAGACACCUUCAAAGCAGUAUUUAAAUAUCAUCAAAGGAUCUGGGAUCUGUCUAUCGAGGGGAUUAUAUCAAGUUAUCACUUGAAGACCAUCGCGUUUUGGUAUUUUGAGAAAACCUCACAGGAAUCAUGGACGGAAGAAACUUUAGUACAUCAUCUUGUUACCGUACUUGAACAGUUAGCAGACGCUUUGAGAAUACAAAAUCUUCCAAUGUAUUUCAUGCCUAAAGCAAACUUUUCCAAGAUGUCGAUGAUCCAGAAGUCACGUUGGACUUAA
Messenger RNA from Paramuricea clavata, 819 nucleotides. The record is from the annotation of a GenBank genome assembly. Lineage: Eukaryota; Metazoa; Cnidaria; Anthozoa; Malacalcyonacea; Plexauridae.